GCGGGCGCCCUUCAGGCCGGCGGGCUCGGGCGCGCCGGGAGCCCGCGCGGGCGGCGCGCCCGGGAGUUCGGCGAUCCAGGCGGACAUGCUGCAGCUGCAGAGGGCGCCUCAAGAAGACGGCGACGGCCGUCGGCGCCCGAGCGCGCCCCGGCGGCGGCGCGGCGGCGGCCGCCAGCAGCCCCCCCCGGGGAGCCACAGGAUCCCGAGAGCCUGGUGCUGCGGCGCCUCAAGGACCGCCGCGCCGUGGUGGCGGGGCCGGUGGAGCACACAGAGGACGGGACUCACGCAGAUCACCCGCUGGGGCCUCUUCGGGGCCUGACGGGCGCGUCUCCGGGCGGCGCCUGCCCCCGCCGGCGAGACCGCGGGGAGGGACCCGCUUCCUUCGGGCCAACGUUCUCGCGCGAGAGGGGGAGACGUGCAUGA
This is a messenger RNA of Prorocentrum cordatum, 423 nucleotides long. The record is from the annotation of a GenBank genome assembly. Lineage: Eukaryota; Dinophyceae; Prorocentrales; Prorocentraceae.